AAUUCUAAUAUGGCGCUAAUCGAACAGCUUUAAUAACAUUUCUGGUGUUUGUAUUAGUGAUUUAAUUACAGAAAUUAGUGAAAUCGGUGCUAAAUUUAGUCGAGGAGCACAAAGCAGUUCGCUUUGGUCUUUCGAGAGAUGCUUUAAAACCAUCUAACUUCUUUGUCGCCCUCACUAACAUUUUUGUACACCCUACCUUCAGUGUGUAGGCGUUUGCGAUGUUAUCCUGUGGAAGCAUUAGACAGGCGCCUUGUUUAGAAGCUCUUUUUGCAAAAUCCAGUCAUCAGAGUGAUUCUGGCUCCGGGUAUUGGCAGCUCGAGUUGGAUCGUGAUUUAGUUGAUACCAUCGCUGCUAUCUACCCGGAGUGGUUCAAAAACAACACUAUGGCCGAGGGUGGGUCGGGGGCCACUUCCAGGGAUUCACCUCCAAAAGCGAUCGUCGACACGACCCCGCUUCUUAAUACUCUCGAGCAAAAUAAAGAAUCCCUGAAGGUGAAGUUGAUGCUCAGGCGACCGUUCGAUCAGCUGGUGGCCCAAGGGAUUAUGCCUCCUCAUAAAACACCGGCAGCGUACCAUGGUCAACGUCGACAGUUGGAACGUGCCAAAACUGGCGAUAUUUUAAAAGCGAAAAUUCAACAACGGCCAUCUCGCCAAGAACUCGAAAGGCGACAUAUACUGGACGAAGACCCCGGGCAUGUGGAUCCUAGCUUAGCGGAACGCCAGCGGAUGCUGAAGAAGGCCAGACUAGCCGAUCAACUAAACGAUCAGCUGUCUCACAGACCCGGGCCUUUGGAGCUUAUCCAGAAGAAUAUCUUGCAUACUGAAGAGCCUAUAGAAAGUGCAGUUAAAUCGGGACGCAUUCCAUACAAAGCAACCUGCGAAGGACAGCUUAACCGACCACAACAUCCUCACAGCUACGUCUGCUUGGAGGAUGAUUCCCAAAGUUCUGAGGGAGACGCUUUGGUAAGUCCGGGACCAUCAGAUGUCAUCGAAACUGCAGCGAAAUCCGCUGGAAUCGUUGUGUCACUUAUUCCUGCUAGUGAAAGUGCCGUAGUUGUUACGACAGCCACUCCCGUGUUUAGCAAAGACAAUAGUGAGAUAGUCUUCGCGGACUUAACCAGAUCAGUGGGUGCUCCAAUUCUUUCGCUCGGUUCGGCGUCUAGUCCCGCUUCUCUUGUGUCUUCCACCUCAACUCUUAGCCCGCUCUCCUCCAUUGCCAGCCCAAUACCACAACCUCCAACACCUGCCCCACCCCCAAUGCCAGUUUGCCUUACCCCCCGCCCUAUACCAUCACCGACAAAGACGGACGCUCCGGGCAAAGAUAAGAAUAGGAAAAAAUCCAAGUCCAAGUCGGCUCCAAAAGCUCGCACGAUAAAAUUCCACGAAUAUAAGGGUCCACCAAGCGCUCAAAAAAAUUCCUCGGCCAACAGUAACGCCCCAGGAGAAUCCUCCUACGAUUUAUUGCUGCAGCAACAAACUUUACUUUUACAAUUCCAACUUCAACUACAACACAAAUACCCGCAAAUCAUACUACCUGCCUCGCAAAAGAACACUAACGAUUCGUCACCCCCACCCGUUAAUCCCCAACCCCCCAAUACCGUCGCAAUUCCUUCCGAAUCGCCAGUGCAAUCCAAACUCGUCGGUAGAUUAGAAGACAUGAAAGUGAGUGACUUAAAAGCAGAACUAAAACGUCGUAGUUUACCCGUUUCCGGUUCGAAACCCCAACUUAUAGAAAGACUAAAACCUUUUACCGGCGCGAGUGAAAGUGUAAGUCAGACCAGUAAUUCUAGUUUAGAUAGUGUUCCACCGAAUACCAACAACGAAUUUUUCCCAAAAGAAGAGGCCGGCUCUCCUAGUUCGUGUUUAGAUGAAUCGCUCCAAGACAGAAUGGACGUGAUGGAACCGGUGAGUCCGAUGUCGCCUCAGUCUAUGCUCUGCAACAAAGAUGAUCUCGUUCGCGAACAGCAGAGGCAAAUUGAAGAGCUGCAGCGAGAGCUUACCAUUUCGCAAUUGAAACUGCAGGCGGCUACUCGAGCCGAGCCGAAAGCCCAACUGCUCGCCUUGCAAAAACAUCUGCAAGCGCGCCAGCAAAAUCAGCAACUCGCGGUGCACAUGCAGCAGCUUCAAGCGUUACACGCGCAGCAAGCGCAGGAGCAGCAGCGAAUACAGCAGCAACAGCACGUCGCGUUCCAAAAUCAGAAAAACCUAACCGGCGGUUUACUCCUGAACGGAAACGACGCGGCGACCGUACUUAAUCACUUAGUUCAAGGAAAAGCUAAAUUAGUGAACGGACACAGUCGUGCCAAUUCUUUGCCUAAUUUUAUAAAUACAAUCGUAACCCCGAUCAUUAACCAACCAGAAAUGAAAAUGGAUUGCGCUAGUGAUAACCCGAAACCCCCUCCGCCGCAAUACGAGGAGGCAACCAAACAAAUUAAGAAGGAGAAAAAUUACGUUAAAAGCCAAAUCGUCGACGACGUUUUAGAGAUACUAAUCAAAAAUGGGGAGCUGCCGCCGAGCGCCGCUCAAGAUCCCUCGACUCCGGGAUCGGCGGGAACGAAGGCGGCCGAACCCGUUUUUCCUAGCAAUGUUCAGCCUGUCGAAUCGAAUCUGCCAAUCGACCCCAGCAGUCCAGAGGCGGCUUUAGGCUUGGAUGCUUCUGAUCUGUUGGACACACUGGAUACAUUGGAGAGUAUGGAUUUUAGCCAGCUAGUAAUGGAGCUCGGUGGGAAUCAGCAUGGGAACGACAACUGUAAUCAGAGCAACGAUGUUGACGCAAUGUCGGUGCCUAUGGACACAGAUGACUGGUUAGAGUCGUUAUUACCCCACGAAAAUCAGAACGGCAACACUGUCAGUAGUAUUCCUUCUCACGAACCCGAUCUCGGGUACGAUCCACUGCUGACGACGGUGCAAGAUCCCUUCGAUCCAUUUUCACUAGAGGAAUUUCGUUCAUCCAACGAUCUGACCGCUGCUCUGUCCUGGGACAAAGUAGACUUUGCCGCGUAGCAAAGUGCGCACGUCGUAUAUUCCAGUGAUGUGAAAUUCCACUUGGUAACGCAUAGACAUUCCACGUGUGGCCGCCAAGAUCGCUUUCGGGCGCGGGACCAGGGCGGCCCUUUAGGCCAGGGAACACAUCAACCUUGUAAAUAGCGUAGAAUAGCUUGUACAGAUUGUUUUGUGACAAAGUCGCCUUUAAUUGUUAAGUUAUUGAAAUGUUGGACAUAUAUUUUGUUGAGUCUUUAUAUUAAGCGACAUUUUUCCGAUGUCGCAGUGAGGAAUGUGACGAUACGCUGGUAGGAUUAUUUAUAUUUAUGAAAUGUAUAAUCGAAAUGCCUUAAAAGAAUACCUACAUUAUGUAAAUGGCUCGUGUUUGCAUAUUCAACCAAUACUGUUUGUUAUACAUUAUUUUACUAAUUGCUCUGUUUACUUUUAAACAGUAUGUGGAUGAAUAAAGCUUCAGAUAUACAAUUA
Messenger RNA from Photinus pyralis (common eastern firefly), 3467 nucleotides. RefSeq names its product myocardin-related transcription factor B (gene Mrtf). The transcript is spliced from 5 exons. NCBI's taxonomy places the organism in Eukaryota, Metazoa, Arthropoda, Insecta, Coleoptera, Lampyridae. Bases 219 to 3002 code for a protein of 927 amino acids. The record is from RefSeq and is a predicted model, not a curated record.